AUGAACCAGACAUCCAUGGGCACACGGCGAAAACCGGUUAUUAUCACGGUGGUGCUCGUGGCGAUUCUUCUCAUUGUCGUCCGGUUGAGCACGGCGCAGUCGCGUGACGCGUUAGCCAUCGACAACUUCAAUGGCAUAUUCUCGCUGGUGUUUAGCGAAAACGACAAGAAACAGGAUGAGUUUUUGAAGAAGAUCGAGAAGAUGCAGCGGGAGUUUGUUACGUCUCAGGACGAGCGCUUGCGUGCGUUGGAACGCCAGAACGAGUACUUGAUCGAACAAGUGCGCCAGUUGAGAAUCCCACUGCAAUCCAUGUCUUUGCGGGAAAAGUUGAUGUUUAUGGUGCCUUAUGACACCAAGGCUAAGUUCCCAGGUUACAUCUGGCAGCUGUGGAAGCACGGCUUGAACGACGAGAGGUUCGACUCCACUUUCAAAGAGGGCCAGGCCCAGUGGGCCGUGAGAAACCCAGGCUUCGUCCACGAGUUGUUCAACGACGAUACCGCCUACGCCACAGUCAAGCAUUUAUACAGCUACGUGCCGGAGGUGGUUGAGGCGUAUGAGAGCUUGCCGGAGGUCAUUCUCAAAAUGGACUUCUUCCGUUACUUGAUUCUUUUCGCCAAAGGUGGUGUCUACGCCGAUGUCGACACCUUCCCCUUGCAGCCGGUCCCCAACUGGAUUCCGGAAAACGUCAGCCCGACCGAAUUGGGCUUGAUUGUUGCUGUGGGUACUGACUCCCGUCUGGCUUCUUGGCGCCAGGAAAAUCACCGCCGUCUUGAAUUUGGAAACUUUGUCAUUCAGAGUAAGCCGGGCCACCCCGUGUUGCGUGACACCAUUGCGCACAUCACACAACAGACUUUGCGUGAGAAGGCAAACUUGGCGGAUGGCCAGCGUUUGACCUUGGAAGGUUCGCCUAACCAGAGGCUGUUGGCCAUUUCGCGCUGGACAGGCGCCGGAACUUGGACAGACAACAUUUUACGCUACUUAAACGACUACGUCCAGUCACUGGUGUACCAGUCCAUCACGUGGAAGGAGUUCCACGACUUGGAAACACCAAAGUUGGUGGGAGACGUUUUGGUGUUGCCCAUCAAGUCUUUUGCGUCCGAGCUCGAGAUUCCAAAGGACAACAAGGUGCUGGACCCAAUUGCUUUUGUCAAGCACUAUGCAGCCAGCAUCUGGAAAACUACAUAG
Messenger RNA from Clavispora lusitaniae ATCC 42720, 1185 nucleotides. It is a transcript of the gene HOC1, whose product is annotated as alpha-1,6-mannosyltransferase. NCBI's taxonomy places the organism in Eukaryota, Fungi, Ascomycota, Pichiomycetes, Serinales, Metschnikowiaceae. The record is from RefSeq and is a predicted model, not a curated record. Gene Ontology annotation, molecular function: alpha-1,6-mannosyltransferase activity. Gene Ontology annotation, biological process: protein N-linked glycosylation. Gene Ontology annotation, cellular component: mannan polymerase complex.